CCCGCUAGCCAGCGCCGCCGCCGCCUCCUCUUCUCCCUCCUGCCGCCGCGGAUCCAUCCCGAGGCCAGUGCGGGAGGGGGGGAGGAUGCUCCCCGGGCGGCCGCCGCAGGAGCAGCCACAGGCGGAGCGCCAGACGAUUCCGGGCAGGGAAAGGAACUACGCGCCGGUGCCGCACUGACUGGGAGCUGCGGGGAGGGGAUGCGCCGCCCUCACCGACGGCUGCGGCAGGGACCAGAUAAAUGGCUCAUUUAAAUUGGGAGCUGCUACUAAAAUAUUCUCUGGCUGGCAAAUGCAGUGCCUAGCAGCUGCCAUAAAGGACGAACCAAACAUGAGCGGGGGAGGGGAACAGGUCGACAUUCUGCCGGCCAACUACGUGGUGAAGGACCGUUGGAAAGUGCUGAAGAAGAUUGGUGGUGGCGGCUUUGGGGAGAUUUAUGAGGCAAUGGAUCUCUUGACCCGUGAGAAUGUGGCCUUGAAAGUGGAGUCAGCUCAGCAGCCGAAGCAAGUCCUUAAGAUGGAGGUAGCUGUACUAAAAAAGCUACAAGGGAAAGAUCAUGUAUGCCGAUUUAUAGGCUGUGGAAGGAAUGAAAAGUUUAACUACGUUGUUAUGCAGCUUCAGGGCCGGAAUCUAGCAGACCUCAGAAGAAGCCAGCCGCGGGGAACCUUUACACUGAGCACAACCCUUCGAUUAGGCAAGCAGAUUCUAGAAUCCAUAGAAGCCAUUCACUCAGUGGGAUUCCUGCAUCGGGACAUCAAGCCUUCCAACUUUGCUAUGGGACGCCUGCCCUCGACCUAUAGGAAAUGCUAUAUGUUAGACUUCGGUCUGGCUCGGCAGUAUACCAAUACCAACGGUGAAGUUCGGCCUCCUCGUAAUGUUGCUGGUUUCCGGGGAACAGUGCGGUAUGCUUCUGUGAAUGCGCACAAAAACAGAGAGAUGGGUCGACACGAUGACCUGUGGUCCCUUUUUUACAUGUUGGUGGAGUUUGCGGUUGGGCAGCUUCCAUGGCGCAAGAUCAAAGAUAAGGAGCAAGUUGGAAUGAUUAAAGAGAAAUACGAACAUCGAAUGCUGCUGAAACAUAUGCCUUCUGAAUUCCAUCUCUUCCUGGAUCACAUUGCCAAUCUGGAUUAUUUCACUAAACCAGAUUAUCAGCUCAUUAUGACUGUGUUUGAAAACAGCAUGAAGGAAAGAGGGAUUACUGAGAAUGAAGCUUUUGACUGGGAAAAAGCUGGGACUGAUAUUUUACUGUCUACAAGUACCUCCACGCCACCUCAGCAGAAUACAAGGCAGACCGCAGCAAUGUUUGGUGUUGUUAACGUCACUCCAGUUCCUGGAGAUUUACUUCGUGAGAACACAGAGGAUGUUUUGCAAGGAGAGCACUUGAGUGACCAGGAGAAUGCUCCUCCAAUCUUGCCUGGCCGGCUAUCAGAGACCCUAGGCCAAGCUCCAAACAUUGCCUUCAAUGAAGGGGAGGUUUGGGAAGAGACAGAUGUGAACCGCAACAAACUCAGGAUCAGCAUCAGCAAAACACAAUGUUUGGCGGACGAAGAUCAGAAAAGCGGUGUGUGCCCCAGCUCCCCUGUCAGAGCCCCACCAGACUCCCCCACCACUCAAGGACGCUCCCUGAGAUAUCGUCGAGUGAACAGCCCUGAGUCAGAACGCCUCUCAACUGCCGAUGGCAAAGCGGAUCAGUACGAACGGAGAUCUCGAGUGGAUUUGCCUGGCUCUCCUUCUCGGCUCGUGUGUUCUUCCCAGCCAGCACAGAUGCUGUCCAUUGAUACUGGUCAGGUAGACAGGCAGGCAAGUGGAAGAAUGGAUGUGUCUGCUUCUGUGGAGCAUGAAGCGCUUAGCAACGCUUUCCGAUCGGUGCCUCUGGCUGAGGAGGAGGACUUUGACAGCAAAGAGUGGGUUAUAAUUGAUAAAGAAACAGAGCUGAAGGACUUCCACCCAGGUGCUGAACCAAGCACAUCUGGAACAACAGAUGAAGAGCCUGAGGAACUGAGGCCCAUUGAAGAGGGCGAGGAGAGGAGGCGUUUGGGACCAGAACUGGCAGUCAGGCCAAAAAUACACGAUGGGAGAAUCCGCGGUAUGCAGCCUGUGGCUGAGGAGGACAGUUCCCACAGACAUGAAGGGCAUUGUCAGGGUGUAUCUGACAGCAAACAUGAACAUCCACCAGGAAGCCCUGCACAGUCCCCCUUACAUUCAGCACCAGCUAUCCGACAGCGGAGACGUGAAUCCGAGCCUACUGGUCCUGAGAGACAGGUAUUCACACUGAAGCCUUUUGAGAUGAAUGGUCUCCCUAAGGUGGUGCCUUUAAGUUUGCCUUAUCAAGACUUCAAAAGGGAUGUUUCAGAGAACAGGGAAAGAUCUAGAAUCCUCCAACGCAUAAAAAAGGUGGAUUUCUCAAAUGUUAUCUUAACUGCUCCUUAUAAACCACCUGUAGCCCAUCUAGAAUCAAAUGGGAGAUAUGAGGAGGAGGAGGAAGAGGAGGAAGAAGAGGAAGAAGAAGAGGAGGAAGAUGUUGGUGAGUUAGGAGAAGAGCUUGACAUGCAUAGUGAUUCGAGCAGUGAUGUGAGCCAGAAAAGUACUGAGCGCAGCCAGGAAGGUGCGCCAUCUACCCUCUUGGCUGAUGACCAAAAAGAAUCAAAGGGCCGAGCUUCAGCUGCAGAAGGUGACCUGGAACUUGAGGAAGGCUCCAAAACAUUAGUUCUCUUUUCACCAGGUGACAUGAAGAAGUCCCCUGUGAACACAGACUUGGCUCCUGAUGUCGACCUUGGAACUCUUGCUGCAUUGACACCUCAGAGUGAGAGACCACAGCCUAUGGGAAGUCAGCUUGAUGUAUCAGAGCCAGGAACCCUUUCCUCCAUCCUUAAGUCAGAACCAAAGCCUCCCAUUGCAGCCGCCACAACUUCCUCCCCUUUUACCAAAGUUGAGCGCACAUUUGUUCAUAUUGCAGAAAAGACCCAUUUAAACAUUAUGUCUUCCAGUGGUCAGCUGAUGAGGCAUGAAGAGUACUGUCUUUCAGGACAGUUUGAAGAGAUAAUAGUUGAGGAACAGUUGGAGGAAAAUCAGAUCUUGGCAGAAAAUGGGAGUAUGAAUUCAGGCCUGGAAGGGGGAGAAAUGGAAAGCUGUGCUUUCUCAGUGAAUCACAUUGAAACCUCCUCUGAAAUUAUGGGAGAACAGGCAUUACUUCUCAAUGGUGUUACUAAAGUGGAAGAGGAUGAGGAUGAGCUGGAACUUAAAGGCAAAGUUUCCCUUGAUAUGGAAGAAGCUGACAAAUUGAUUUCAGAAGAGUCUGGCUUGGAAAGGAAAAUUCAUGCAACAGAAUACCUUAAACAAACUGAAAUUCUCCCAGAUGCUUCAAAGGAAAGUUUGAGAAAGUCCCUGAAUAUUAGGUACAGAAGCAGAAUUCCCAUCUUGCUCUCAGAAGAGGACACUGGUUCAGACCUUUCAGCAUCACAUUCAGGCAAAGAGAGGCUGUACAAGAGAUUGAAACAGCAGGAUUUGGUGCGCCUGGUGAUGGAGAAAAGGCAAAACCGCCUGCUCAGGUUGGCUUCAGGAGCUUCGUCUUCUGCUUCCUCCAGUGAUGAGAGACGACGAACUUCAGAAACCCUUUCAGCCACUGGUUCUGAGGAGGACACUCAUGACUCAGAUGAUUCUGUUCCAAGGAAAAUUGGCAGUCAGGAGAAAUUUCCCCUGGCCAAGAGGGAAGAGAGAAGUUUAAGUAUGAAGAGUAGAAUCCCUCGUCCCAUCAUGCCUGUCAAGCCACCUGUGAUAGAACUGAAAUAUGGGAGUCCCUCAGUUCAUCCUCUGUCAGCACUAAGUAGCAGUCCGGGAGACAUAGCUUUGGCAAACAGGCUUCAGGGGAAAAGACCCUCUGGGAAUGUAUCUGUUGACUUGCGAAUGAAACCAGCAUGUCCUUCUGUGCCUCCCCAGCGGAGUAGUCUGAGGAAAGUCACCUGUGCUCUACCUAGGAGCCCUGUUCUCCCUCCAAGAAACCUUAGUGCUUCCCCCAAAGGCCAGUCCUUGUCCAGAAAGGAAAGCCCAUCACCAUCCCGUCAACACAGGCCAGGGACUACCCUUCCACGGGUCCAACCUCCUUCCACAGCUCCAUCCAGAGCUCAGGCAGGGCUGCUGGGGGACACUCCUGUGUCACCAGGCAUGAUCAGAAAGGGACAAAGAGGGAAAGUUCAGACUCCAGCAACCAAAGGAAGACAGGUAUCCCAAGAAGGGAAAGCUACUGCUAGAUAAUGACCUGCUGCUGUCAACCAUUUUGAUCUACCAACCUACCAUCUUGCCAGGCUGGAGAAACCUCUGCAUAUAAUAUUCACUCAAGAUGCCGUAGCACAGCCUUACAUGUCGGAAAUACAAGCAGCUAGCUGUUCUUCAGUGCUUCACUUGCCCACACACCCACGUUGUCUCAAUCCAGCUCCUGCCUGGCUGAGACUUUUGUGGUCAGCUCAUGCUUGCUUGCCUUUGCCAACCACCAAGCAAUGAUGCAGGCACCCUGCCGAGUGCCUGGUCCUCCUUUCUCUCACGCUGUGUUUUCAUUUUCUCAGUUAGCAAUACCACAGUCUCCUCAUGAGAAACCUGACCAGAUUGGUAGGGGAGAUGGCUUUUUAUAAAGCACUGGCCAAAAGCAGUGGAGAAAUUAAAGGGCUGCAUCUACAUGGAAGAGGAGUCUUGGGGGUGAACUUCUACAUGGUCUGGAUGACCCAGUUCCCCAUCCCUUUCCCGCUCCUUGGCCCUUCUUAAGUAUGACUCUGACAUUUGCUGCCUAUCUACCCAUCUGUUGUAUUUUUUAUCCUGACUCCAACCAAACUCAGUGAUUGUCCCAGCUCCAAUAUUAAGCAAGGAGAAUGUGUGACUGAAAUUGUUGCCUGUGAGCAGAGGAGCUGCAUUCUUUUGAACUGAUAUCUGGAAUAGCUUUUCUUAGCCAGCAGGCCCAAUGAGUGUGUCACGAGAGAGAGGAGGCUGUUAGGGAAAGAGGUUCUUUUCCUGCAAGUAAACAGCUACUAUAAUAUGUGCUGAAUAUAUGCUGAGGUGGAAUCUGUUCAGCCGUCUAUCAACCAUUCACUAGGCAGCAGUGAAAGUCUUCUAGAGAGUUCUUCUUAUUAGCAGGUGCAGACAAAAUUACCUCUAAGCCCCCAGAUAUGAUCUGUGGAGAAUAUGGUUCCAGCAUGCAGGGUUGCCUCUGAAUCCAAGUGCAAGGCUCGAGGAAUUAGAUACUGCUGCUGUCCUACAUGUCUUGCUCUCUGCCAGCAGUGGUGCUCAACUGAGCAUGUGUGUGGCCACUGGGCUUCCCAUGUCCAAUUGCUUUGUGAUUGUGGCCUCUGCUUGCUUGGCACAAACAGCAAUGAGACUCUCAUUGGCUGCCAGUUGGGGGGUGAUUGUUUUCUGGUACGCGUUGGAGCAGCUGAUUUGCAGAUUGGCCCUUGCUAGUACCUAGUGAGGAAGCUGCUGCAUCUGGCUGGGAAGACUAGCUCCAUAUGUCCUCUUCCCAUGCCUGAGAAGCAGAGGGAGUGAACGUGCUGGUAGGGCUAGGCAAGGGCAAUUGUGCAAAGCUGCAUCUAAGGGCGCAGGUUGUUUUAGCACAGUGGCCGACAUUAAGAAGCUAGCAAUUGCAGCAGUACUGAAAAGCUUAAAAUCAGGAAGAAAGCCGAUGUGCUAACAUCUGCAUGAAUCUACAGCCAGCCACUGAAAUGGGAGACCUGAGCAGACACAUUCAUAGGGUGUUCGCUCAUUCUGGCCAUUUUUUUCCUCCACAAGCCUCAGGAGAGGAUAUAUAAAGAGUGAUGGGAGCUUGAUUAAUUUAUGCAGGUAUGCUCUGAGUGUUGAACUAAGUCCUGGCAGCUGGCGUCAGCUGUUUAUUUGGCAGAUAGACAGGACUGCUGGUGCUACGUUUGCUUCUUUAGGAGGAGACGCUGGUCAUUCCUUUGGAUUUCAGGACCCAAUUAGAGGAGCAAAUCUCUGGUUGCUAUUUGCUUAAGGUGCUUAAGAUCAAAUCCAUAUCAUUAGACUUUUGGUGGGUGUCUUCAUACUGUAUGGGUAACCACCCCAAUACCCCCAGCAGGCUUUCCGGCAGCUCAGGGAGGCAGACAAACCAACCCUGCCACUAGAAAGCCCUCCAUAGGCAUAAAUCCAAGCUUCGGGCUGCGGUGUAACUAGCUGCAAAGCCGAGGUGGAAGCUGAGUAACGUUGGCUCCAUCCAAGGCCUUGGGAAAACCUCCAGCAUGCCACUGCUGCACUGACAGGGCUGGUAGCGGCAGGAAGCACUGACAAGGCACCAAGUGCCAUGUCCAGGUGUCCCUGUCUGUGUGUUUUUCCCUCCAUCGGGGUAAUCCGCCAACAUGGGCUUAUGACGCCUCCGCAGGACGAUUCAGCCUUUCCCUCUGGAUUGGGUUAUAAAAGUUAAUUUGUUCAGCAGAGGGAAACUAAUAGUAAGUUUCAACUACUAAAUUUAAAGAUUAAUCUUACUGUCGUGCUUUCUUUUCAAGAAACCAUGGGAAUUGUAGUCCUGUGAGAGGGCUGCUUACAUAGGAUUACUGGAAAGGGGAGGGAACCAAAAUGAUCAAACCUGUUUAAAGCUUGUAUUCCAGAUGUGUGUUUGCAUGCAGGCAGAAACACUUGAUGGUGUUUGUGCAACUGGAUCUCCAGCAUGUUUUUUAAUAGAGUUGUUUCAAUGGGGUUUUGAGAGUGAACUCUUCACAUGCUCACAGUAUUCCCCCCUCCCUUCAUCUGUUUUUACUGUGUUUGAACCUCAGACUUCCACAUUUUGGGGUUCCAAAAAUCGCUCUGUACUAUGCAUGAGAUUAUCUUGGGUUUUUUCCCCAGGCUGUGGUGAGCCCCCAAAUCCAUAGCUGGGAGACCUUUCCAUGGUCCACAUCUUUCACAAUGUUCAAGUUUCAUUUUCUUUUUAACCCUGGUGAAAAACAACAGCUUUUAUUUCAAACUGCCACUUCCUGUGAAAAUGACUUCUCUUCUAACACUCACAAAUUUCUAUAAGAACUGUUUAAUGUUGAAUUUUAAUUGCCAUUUUGGUAGGACAGACAGAUGUAAUGAAAUGGCAGCUCACCCUAUCCCUUGGAACACAUUCCAAAUAUGACCGGAAGUCACAAGUUGCAAGGCCAACGUGCGUCAGACUUACUAAAGAAACCCGUUCAUUCUGAACAUUGCUAGAGGCAGCUCAAGGUUUGUUUUUUGCUGCUCUCCCCAUUCCUUUACUAUUGCUACUAACCCAACUCAGGGACUGAAGAGAUAACCUUCCUUACUUUGCUGCUGCUCCUGUCUCUUUAAAAAAAGUUGCACCUGCCCUAAAAAAAAGGCUUUUUGAAGUCUCCUGAGAUCCCUCCUUCUUACAAGAAUUUGGCCACUCUUUGGGUUGCCCUGGCAACAGGCAUCAGAAAUGGUGAAUGACAUCUUUCAAGGAAGUGGAGUUUUGUGAGAGUUCAGGAAGAGAUGUGUGUGGGUUGUUGCACUGCUUUUAAAAAGGGCUCACAGGUGCAAGAAGGUAAGAGAAUUAUCUUCUUUGACAUCCUGGUGAGGCCUGGAGAUAGGAAGGCAGGCAGCUGGCUGGCAGUUAAUGCUUCAGGAGAAUUACUGCUCCCCAAAAUCUACUAUCUGAAACAACUGCCUCCAGUCUCUUGCUUGGCUUUCCAAAAUAGCUAACAUGAAAGAAAGGGCUGUUUGAAUUUCCUUCUAGUAGGCGAAUUCCUUCAGAGGCUUCCUUUUGAGUUGGGCUGGCUAAGGAGGUUCUCCCUCUCUUCUUUUGGGGAGGAGAGGAGGAAGGGAUCUUUUCCAGGAUCAUUCUCCACCAAUCUAUGCAUAUGGAACAUCAGACUAAGCCAAACUGAUUCAGUAAGGACUGCAGGAGAGAGUCUGCAUUGGUUUGACCAACUGUGUGGAUCAGUAAGUCUCAAGCUCUUAUGAGAAUCCUUUUGUAUAGAUUGUUUGUCGUGGCUUUUUAUUGUUUUUGAAGCACUUUGUGGUAGUUUGCUAACUCCAUUUUUCCAGUCAUUCCCCUAUAUCUAGGUGUCCUCUUUUCCUCUUCAGGCAAGUCUUGUACCUUACGUUCCUCUUUUCCUCUUCAGGCAGGUCUUGCACUUUCCCAUUAUGCAUCCCCACUUCUUCCUUGACAAGUUAUCUGUAAGUCUUGAUAUUUUUCCACUUGGCCAUACCUUUUCCAGUAGAUGCCCAUCUCUCCCAUUUUCUUCUUCAGUGUGUCUGUAUUCCAGAACGUGAGACUUCCAUUCCACCAGUAUCCCCAAUGCCUGUUUUUUUUUCUGUUUUACAAUUCACUGUGUCAUUUUGAGGUAUUUUCAUACAGUAUGACACAAUACUUGAUGCCCCCAAAGUUCUGAAACUACAGUAAAUUUUAAAGAGCCUGUUAGGUUAGUUUCUAUAUUUUAAGCCUGUAACAAUAUUUUUGUAGGACACUUGAAGAUUUUAUUCCCAAAGGCAAACCACUUCAUCAUUGUUUUAACAUUAGCUUUGUUUACAUUGUCUGUCCUUUCCCCAUAGUUCUGGAACUAGCAUGGCCUGUUUCCUUCACUGCUAACUGGAAUCAUCCAUUUAAGGAUACCAGCCCUCUUGCUAUUGCAGGAGAUCUCCUGGUAUGUGGGUUAGCUGCCUGAUGUUGCGAUGGGUGCCGAUGGGAGGAAAUGGCAAGGGGAAAGGAACAAAACCAUAGUAUUUUUGCAAAAUGCUAGCGUCUGCCACAUAAGUGCACUGUUGCACUGCCGGCACACCAGAUACCUCCUUCCAUUUCCUUCUGGGGAUUGCUGACUACAACCUGGCAAUUCUCCAUCCCACAGACAUAUUGAAGGAACCACAUACAACUAGACCUGUAGUAAAGCAGUCUUUUAAUUGCCUCUACACAUGCUCAGCUUGCAGUGUAAGCCUCUUCAUGUAGUAUUUGUGGUUUUACAUAAUAUGUCACAUGGAGUUCUCUAUGGACUUUUUCAUCUGUGUUUUGAUUGGAAGGUGGAAGGGUAGACACAGAAGCUGCUGAACUCUUUUCUCUCUGAUAAUGUUCUGCUCAAAUCCACAUCCCUGAACUGUUUGAGAAGAGGAAGAGAGGGAGGAACUAUCUCAUGAAGGAAUUAUAUGUCAACAUCAUUACACGCUGAACUCUGCAAUGGUCCAUUCAGUCUUAUCGUUCUGCAUGUCCCAAUUAGUUCCCAUUUUUUAUAGGAACUAUAAUUAUAAUCCUUGUAAUUUAAUUCACAUGAGAGGCAAUAGUGUGCUCCCAUUUAAAUACCCAUGCAUGUACAUAUGAAUUAUUUUAUUCAAGCCUUCUGAUUAAAUGGUUACAUUGAUCCCUUUUGCAGUACAUUGUGCUGGGUUGCAUGUCAUCUGGGAUGAAAAGAAAAAGUUAGAGUCCAGGUAACCCAAAACUGCUGCAAACUGAAUACAUUAUGUCAACUAAGCAUAUUUGUUCUGUUAGACACAGGGAGAACCAAGGAGCUCCAUAGGAAAUUGAAGCCCUGCCUUUUGCCCACUAGAAAUCUUCCCCAGCUCUCCACUGACAGAUAUUACUUCAAUUCCUUGUGGCUCUUCAGGCGUAAGAACUAGAAACUUAUUUUUAAAAUUCUCAGGAAACAGAACGUUGCAUCUGGUACUAAAUUUCGUUGUGCAAGAUUUCAAACAACACAUGCAAUUUUGGUUGACAACCUUAGGACUGCUUUUUUGAAACUAGAAUCAAGGGUCAUAUACUUCUGACACAAGAAUGGUCAUUUGGGAGUAUCUAUGAUAGGCAUUUCACACAGAAUAAUCUUCAGAUGAAUCUGGGGUUACUUCUGCAUUAAUUGGAGGAGACUGGUUCAAAUUAUAUGAGAGGGUGGAAAGUUCUUAAAUGGACCCCAGCCCAUUCACCUUCUUAACACCCAUGUGCAUUUAAAAAAAUGUUGGGUUACUCUAUUGCCAGUCCCCAUAACUGUCAUAACAUCUGAAUUCCAACAUUUUAAACAGGUUCCUUCUGUGUACAGAUGCCUGUGAAAUGCUAGCAGACGGAACCCAUGUCUUAUAAUACUAUUCAAUACAGAACUCAUGUGACUAAAUCUGAUGCUGUGGGGGCAUUUGAUCAGCAGGGGGGCAUUUGAUCAUUCUGUACUAGUAGAAAAAAUCGUUAAGAUAUAUGUAAUGGGAGAUACUGCACAUUGUGAGGCUAUUAAAGGGUGUGCAGUCCAUUGUGGUAUCUCUGGGGGUCUGGGCCAUUUACUUUUGUCAUGGAGGGCAGAUUUGGCUCAAACUGCAAAUUUAUCCCCUUAUGCAGUGAGUCAUUUUUUCCACUAGAAGUGAAUGGCAACCAUUCUGUGGCUCAUUCCGCACAUGCAGAAUAAUGCACUUUCAAACUGCUUUCAGUGCUCUUUGAAACUGUGCGGAACAGCAAAAUCCACUUGCAAACAGUUGUGAAAGUGGUUUGAAAACGCAUUAUUUUGCGUGUGCGGAAGGGGCCUGUAUAUGGGAGAAGAUAUGUGGCAGAAUUGUGUGCCUAAGGCUUAAACCUGGUUCUUCCCUCUGAUGACCCAGUUCUUAUGAAACCUACUCCUAUUUAAAUUGAUCUUUUAGACAGGCUUAUCCAAGUGUGUGUUCAUAUGUGUAAAAGGUCUACACAGAGAAGAGGUGCAUGGAUAUUUCAGGAAAUGUGCACCAUGGGUUGCCCUUAGUUACAUGCCCUCAGUUAUGUUUGUUGGUUAUAUUAUUUUUAUUUAUUUAUUUAUUUAUUACAUUUCUUAUACCGCCCACCCCCAAAGGGCUCUGGGUGGUUUACAACAUAUAAAAUUCACAAGAUAAAACCUAAUACAAAUAUGAACCACUUAAAAUCAAUAAAUUAACUAAUACACUAUAAAAAUUUUGACGGCAAGAUGGCAGCCCAGUUUGUAUCACGAGGGUAGACAUGAUGGUAGCAGCACCAGAUUACAUAUUAUUUGCCCACCAGUUGGAAAUAUGGGAUGGCAGUUCAAUAGCUAACCCGCCCCUCGCCCCCAGGCCUGGUGGAAUAAUUCCUUUUUACAAGCCCUACAGAACUGUUCAAGGUCCCGCAGGGCAUGGACAGAUGGUUGCAAGGAGUUCCACCAGGUAGAGGCCAGGAUAGUGAAGGCCAUGGCCCGGGUGGAGGCUAACCAUAUCAUAGAGUGGGCCGGGACCACCAGUAAAUUAUAUUAGAGUGCAACCUAAAGUUGGGAACUUUCUUAGUAGGCAGAAUGAGUUACUAGAAAAGGACACAUACACAGGCAGUGCACAAGGCCAUUAGGAAGCUUGGCCAAGAACAACUCAGACUGUCUUUACAAGUCACAGCAGGAAAUGCACUGCCUGACUCCAUUGCUGUCCUAUUAUUUGUUUAUUUAAACCUUCAAAUGAAGCCUCUCCCCAGCCUUGUGGGUUCUGUGCUGCAUUCCUAUGCAUCUAGGAGGUGGAUGUGAAUGCCGUGGUAACGCAAGUGUCUCAUAUAAAAGCAUCCAGGUAGUUGGGGCUGUGGACCAAAACAGACAUUAUGUUGGGUCUUCUGAGAACUAACUGCCCAGCACAUUGUUGAAGGCUUUCACGGCCGGAUUCAAUUGGUUGUGGUGGAUUUUCUGGGCUGUAUGGCCAUGGUCUGGUGGGUCUUGUUCCUAAUGUUUCGCCUGCAUCUGUGGCUGGCAUCUUCAGAGGUGUAUCACAGAGGGAAGUCUAUUACACACUGCGUCCAGUGUGUUACACAGCAUGGCAAGGGCAGGGAAGUGGGUAAUCUGCCUAAGAGCUAUUAAUCCUGGAAGAAGGGAGAGGGAGCUCAAGUGCAGUAAGGAUGCCUGCUGUACACCCUUACCCCCACCCCCCGGCCAGGAUGAAUAGCCCUCCAAGAGGAAUCUUUGGGGAUAGCAUUACCCCCCCCCCAAAAAAAAAUUGUUACAGUUAAACUGGCCUGCUUAUUAGGGAUGGCAUGGAACAUGACUGUUAAUAAUUAUAACAAAGUCAUAAACACAAGUAAAAGCUGUU
Sphaerodactylus townsendi is the source of this 11974-nucleotide messenger RNA. RefSeq names its product tau tubulin kinase 1 (gene TTBK1). NCBI's taxonomy places the organism in Eukaryota, Metazoa, Chordata, Lepidosauria, Squamata, Sphaerodactylidae. Bases 290 to 4249 code for a protein of 1319 amino acids. Gene Ontology annotation, cellular component: nucleus; cytoplasm. Gene Ontology annotation, molecular function: protein serine/threonine kinase activity; ATP binding. The record is from RefSeq and is a predicted model, not a curated record. Gene Ontology annotation, biological process: peptidyl-tyrosine phosphorylation; peptidyl-serine phosphorylation; signal transduction. The transcript is spliced from 15 exons.